Messenger RNA from Telopea speciosissima, 1239 nucleotides. RefSeq lists its product as uncharacterized. Gene Ontology annotation, biological process: proteolysis. The record is from RefSeq and is a predicted model, not a curated record. The coding region runs from base 1 to 1239 and encodes 412 amino acids. NCBI's taxonomy places the organism in Eukaryota, Viridiplantae, Streptophyta, Magnoliopsida, Proteales, Proteaceae. Gene Ontology annotation, molecular function: zinc ion binding; aspartic-type endopeptidase activity; nucleic acid binding. The transcript is spliced from 2 exons.
AUGAGCCUCAGUCAAGGAUCCAAGUUGGUCCUUGAAUAUCAACAAAUCUUUGAGGAGUAUUUUUACUUUGCUCUGACUCACUUGAAGACUGAGGAUGUGAAGGCAAGAAGGUUCGAAAGAGGGCUUAGAGCCAGCUUGAGUACUUUGGUGGUACUACACAAGUACCCCACCUAUGCAGAAGUGGUUGAAGCUGCCAAGCUGAUAGAAGACCAGCAGAGGGAAAAUUAUUGGGCUAUACAGGCAGGCAAGAUGCCAAUGCCAUCUCAUGACUCUAGGGGACCCAACAAGUUCCAGAGGAGAGGGGCUUAUACCAAUGCAGCCCCAAUUCAGUCCUGUAGACCUGAUGCGGGUCAAGUGCCUAAAGCUAUACCUGCUUCUCAUUACGGGGCUCAGACUCUUAUUUGUUACAACUGCAAGGAGUCCGGCCAUAUGGCCAAGGAUUGUCCACAACCACGACAAUCAGGUUCAUGGCCAGUUGUGACUUGCAAAGCACCCCUGGCAAAGAUUGUUGUUCGCCUGCUUGUUCCUUCUCCAACGAGCAAGACUCAGGGGCAAGUUUAUUCUGUUACUCAUGAGGAAGCUCAGUUUAACCCUAGUGUUAUCAUAGGCAUGAUUUUUGUGUGCUCCUUACCUGCAUAUGUGUUAUUUGACUCGGGGGUGUCACACUCCUUUGUAUCCCCCUCCUUUGUCGAGAAAUUACCAAUUGAAUCGGCCAGAAUGGAGCAAAAGUUGACAGUUAGUACGCUGACUGGAUGCAAAGUCGAGCUUGACCGGUCCUUCAACUUUUGCCCUGUUCGAGUAAGUGACCACGGGCUUGAGGCCACUUUGAUCAUUCUAGAUAUGAAAGACUUUGAUAUCAUUCUGGGAAUGGAUUGGUUAUCCACACAUGGAGCUAGCCUGAUCUGUGCAGAGAGGAAGAUACUCUUCCGGACAAGAGAGGAUAAUGAGUUCGUAUUCAAGGGUAGCAAAAGUAAGAAGCCUAAGAACCCAAUCAUAUCGGCUCUCCAAGUUCAGAAGCUCUUAGCACAGGGUUGUCAAUGUUAUUUAGCCUCUAUAAUGGAUACUGAAGCCAAGAUUACACCUAUGGAAGAGAAAAGUGUGGUGAGGGAUUUUCCUGAUGUCUUUCCGAAAGAUCUUACCCGAUUACCACUGGAUCGGGAAACGGAAUUUAUGAUUGAUCUGAUACCCUGUGCUGCUCCAGUAUCAAAGGCACCGUACAGAUGGCCCCAUCAAAACUAA